AUGUCAGACAAAUUGAUAGCGCUUGGCAAACGUGUGCGAGAACUUGAAGAUGCCACUCUAGACCCCAAAGUACCUAAACUUGACGAAAAUGUAAAAAGCACUGAUAAGCGACGGAAUUGUGCUAUCUUGAUGAUGUACUCUGGUUGGGACUAUUAUGGAAUGCAGAGAAAUGCGGGUUUCCGCACGAUUGAGGGUGACCUGUUACUGGCUUUACAUAAAUCAGGAUUAAUAUCGAAAGAUCACCUAGACAACCCUUCUCUGAUUCAUUUCCAGCGUGCGUCUAAGACCGACAAACAUGUGUCGGCUGUCGGCCAAGUCUGCAACGCCAAGGUAAGCAGACCCAUACCUCGGAACUUCUUUCAGAUUCCCAUUGCCGACGAACCUCUUGUGGAGAAAAUCAAUGAACAUCUUCCACAGCAGAUUCGUAUCCUAGACGUAUUCCGAGUGACACAACACUUCAACGCGAAAACCGCCUGCAAUCAUCGCACGUACCAAUAUAUUCUUCCAACUUUUGCCUUUGCUGCCCGUGAAUCCCUCACCAGAGAACGCUGUUGGCAAUAUCGCCUUUCUGCCGACACUUUGACACAAGUGAAUAAUAUGUUUCGUCACUUCAAGGGCACCCACAACUUUUUCAAUUUUACCUCUCGCAGAACUGCAAAUGAUCUCAGUUGCCGCCGUUAUAUUAUGUCUAUAGAGUGUGGUGCUCCAUUUCUUCUUGAUGGCGACCGUGAGUUUGCCGUAGUUACGGUGGUUGGUCAGUCGUUUAUGCUUCAUCAGAUCCGGAAGAUGAUCGGACUUGUCGUCUCCAUAGUUUCCGGCCAUACCACGGAAGCUAUUUUCGAGAAAGCCUUUGAAUGCGAACGGUUGGAUUUACCCAAAGCACCGGGAUUGGGGUUAUUCCUUGACAACGUGGACUUUACCCGCUACAACACCAGGUUCUGCAAAGACGGAAGCCAUCAUCCAAUUGCGUGGGAUAACUAUAAGGAAAACAUCGACGCCUUUAAAGAAGAACACAUAUUCCGCCACGUCGCGCAGAAGGAAGUUGAAGAAAAUUCGUAUCCUUUCUUGUAG
Molecule: messenger RNA, 1071 nt
Organism: Dibothriocephalus latus
Lineage: Eukaryota; Metazoa; Platyhelminthes; Cestoda; Diphyllobothriidea; Diphyllobothriidae
Source: the annotation of a GenBank genome assembly